ACCUCCCCCUCCACCUCCUUCCUCUACACAGUCCGGGGCUCACACCGGAACCUCGUCGAUUCGCCGCCUCAUCAUCCUCCUCCUCCCGCUGCAGUCAAACCUCACCGACGGUGCAGUCCUAGAUCUGCGUCACCUGCCCGGCACCUGGUCGACGUUCAACGCGGACACCUGGUUGAGGAUCAACGCAGACACCUGGCUGAGGAUCAACGCAGACACCUGGUUCUCUCUGCCGACGUCCAUUCCAUCUACCCUCCUCUCUCCCGCGCCCGCCGUCUCCGAUUCCUCCCAUCGAGAUCCUCCACCGGAUCCCGAGCGGACCUCGCGAACCGAGCCGAGGAGAAGCCCCUCUCCUCCUCCUCCCCUCCUCCUCCUCCCCCUCCUCUCUCACCGCUUCAUCGCCCCGACAAGAGUCCGGAUACCGCCAGACGCCAAGAUGGUGUGCGGAGGCUUCGUCUGCUCGAAGAACGCCCUCGGGGCGCUCAACACCCUCUUCAUGCUCGUGGGGCUGCUGCUGAUCGGGGUCGCAGCCUACGGCGCAGGCUUCGGCAUCAUCUCGAGCAUCUCGGUGGUGGGCGGCGUCAUCUCCGUUGGCUUCUUCCUCUUCCUCGUCUCCAUCGUCGGCCUCGUCGGUGCCGUCAAGCACCACCAGGUGCUGCUCUUCUUCUACAUGGUGAUCCUGGUGCCCAUGUUCAUCGUGCAACUCGGCGUGUCCUGCACCUGCCUCGCCCUCAACGAGAACCAGCAGGACACCCUGUUGGAGUUGAGCUGGGCCAACGCCAACAACAAGACCCGCGAAGACGUUCAGAAGUACCUGCAGUGUUGUGGCUUCACCAACACCACGGAAGAUCCGCUCUGCGCUGAGGCUCACCCCAAUUACACGCCGUGCAGCUUGGUCUUUGGCAAGUCCCUAGACGGACUCCUACGCGCAGUCGGGGGCAUUGGACUCUUCUUUGCCUUCAGCCUGUUGCUGGGACUGUGGCUGACCCACCGCUACCGCAACCAGAAGGAUCCGCGGGGUCACUCCGGGGCAUUCCUGUAACCUUCUCCGCCUCCUCCACCUCCCUCCCCUCCUCCACCACCUCACCGCCACCCUCACCGCCUACCCGCAGCCGUUUAUCUCCGGGUGGGCAGGGGGGGGGGGGGGUCAGUCACAUGACGACGAUUAAGUCGGUAUCGGUUUUCUAAAACGAAACCCCGUUAAUUCCACGAAGGCCGUUGCUCGGGCCUGUGUCCACGCCCUGCGGCCUCGUUGUUGAGGACGCGGCAGCCUGCGUAGUUGACCCUGUCGGGAGUAAACGCUAAAAACUGAUUGAAUCUUGGCCUGGGGGGCUCGCGGAGAAGGCCGCACGCAGCGCUGCCCUGUGGGUAAUAUUUGUACUGCCUGUGCACGGAACUACACCGGGAAUGUCGGGCGUGCGACGUCUUUUUGCGCGCGUUUGCGGAGACGCGGUUUCACGUCAAGUCUGCGGUGGGGGGCGCUGUGCACGCAAGGCUCCCCCCGCGUUGCUUUGCGCCGUUAACGCUGUGGAGCUUUGCGAGCGACCGCUUUUUCAGUUUUUUUCUCUGCACCUUUGUGGGGGUCCUCCAAAAAGCCUCCCCCCCCCCCCACUCUCUUGUGCGCGGGACCCAGUAUAUAUCCGCUCGCGUUAUUUUUGGGGGAAAUCGGCACGGGUUUGGUUUUGCGUUGUAAUUUCCGCCUGCUUAUGUUGCUGUGUAGAUUCACAGUGUGUGGGGGCGGGCGGG
Molecule: messenger RNA, 1743 nt
Organism: Lethenteron reissneri (Far Eastern brook lamprey)
Lineage: Eukaryota; Metazoa; Chordata; Hyperoartia; Petromyzontiformes; Petromyzontidae
Product: tetraspanin-31-like
Cellular component (GO): membrane
Source: RefSeq, a predicted model, not a curated record